This is a messenger RNA of Labeo rohita (rohu), 2932 nucleotides long. It is a transcript of the gene sstr1b, whose product is annotated as somatostatin receptor 1b. NCBI's taxonomy places the organism in Eukaryota, Metazoa, Chordata, Actinopteri, Cypriniformes, Cyprinidae. Gene Ontology annotation, cellular component: neuron projection; membrane. Gene Ontology annotation, molecular function: somatostatin receptor activity; neuropeptide binding. Gene Ontology annotation, biological process: neuropeptide signaling pathway; cellular response to glucocorticoid stimulus. The coding region runs from base 929 to 2044 and encodes 371 amino acids. The record is from RefSeq and is a predicted model, not a curated record. The transcript is spliced from 2 exons.
AAUAUGUGAAGGCAGCACAAGAACGAGGGAGAGAGAGACAGAUGGAGACAGAGAGAGACUGAGUGAUAGCGGGUUGGUGGGUGGACGGAUGAAAGAGCUGCAGACGAGAAGAUGCUUCAGCCUUGUCAGUGUUUCCAGCAUCAUGAGGACGAUACAGAACAACCUGCACAAACAGACUGACAAAUCAGCAGCUUCCUCUCUGAUUUAAAUCAAGGAGGAUCACUAACCAACACAACUCUACACAUCUGGAUCACGUCAGAUCUUAACGACACCACGAACAAAGGAAUACCAACAAGACAAAGCCAACUAAAUGUAUUAGGCCCCUCUAGUCAUCCCUCUUUUAUGACGGCACAAUGGAACAGCUUCAACUCUAGAUGAACUAAUCUUGAUUUAACAAUAUGCUGUGGAUCGCAUUCUCCACUGGGAGGCUGUUCUUGCGGCAAGAGCACGCGAAGAGUAACGCCGUAAUACUUUGAUUCACAGACUCAAUUUCUUUUUAAUGAGCUGGAAUGCCUCCCCUCUGCCAAGAAUGAGAAGUUGAAUGAUGCUUAGCGAGCCAUGCCCUUCAACACCUGCACACUCUCAUAGACGAGCAUAGGUUUGCUUAGGAAUCGAAGAUGCAUGCUCACACUUAGAAUUCUGCAGAUGCAACCAUUUUGCCUUCGGAUUCCAAUUUUUCUGCUUAUUAUCUCCAAGUUCUGAAGGAACUGGAGUCUCUUAGGAGAUGGAGAUGAGACACAUGUGAGGACCUGCCGACUGGUUUGGUGCAAGAUUUUUCAAGGACACUUGAAGGUUGAAGAAAAACAACACUUGUGACCGUCUGAGAAUGUCUAACUUCAGGGCAACAAUAAGACAUUGAGUGACGAUUGGAAAUCACAUAUAGAAAGGCCCAAUUUGGGUACAACAUAUCAAUUCAACACAAGAUAAAAUGGCUGAACUUGCUGGAUACAAUGGCAGUGAGAGCUUUGUGUUCUCAACUGGUCUGCCUUUCAACUCAACUGGCGAUUAUGAGUAUUAUGAACCUGAACCCGAUGCCAGCAAGAUCAUCAUCCCCUCCAUCUACGCACUGGUGUGCUGCGUCGGCGUCACCGGAAACGCCAUGGUCAUCUAUGUCAUCCUCAAGUACGCCAAGAUGAAAACGGCUACCAACAUCUACAUUCUUAAUCUUGCCAUUGCAGAUGAACUCUUCAUGUUGAGCGUCCCCUUCCUGGCAACUUCAGCCGCGGUGCAUCACUGGCCGUUUGGCUCCCUCAUGUGUCGUUUGGUUCUCAGCGUAGACGGCAUCAACAUGUUUACGAGCAUCUUCUGCUUGACUGUGCUAAGCGUGGACCGCUACAUCGCAGUGGUGCACCCCAUCAAAUCGGCUCGCUACCGUCGCCCGACCGUUGCCAAAGUGGUCAACGUUUGUGUGUGGGGACUUUCUCUACUUGUUAUUCUCCCAAUCAUCAUCUUCGCAGACACAGUCCCGGCGCAGGACGGAGGAGUGGACUGCAACUUUCUAUGGCCUGAGUCCUCAUGGUCAGAAGCAUUUGUGGUCUAUACAUUCCUGUUGGGUUUUUUGCUCCCAGUCGCAGCCAUCUGCCUGUGCUACUGCUUGAUUGUGGUCCGCAUGCGUGCGGUGGGUCUAAAAGCGGGCUGGUUGCAGCGGCGGCGCUCUGAAAAGAAAAUCACACGCAUGGUGCUCCUGGUGGUUGCCGUUUUUGUGCUCUGCUGGAUGCCGUUUUAUAUUGUGCAGCUGAUUAGUGUGUUCCGCAAGCCACCGGACCCCAUGGUGACUCAGCUAUUUGUCAUUCUAAGCUACGCUAACAGCGGCGCCAACCCCAUUCUCUACGGAUUUGUGUCGGACAACUUCCGCCGCUCGUUUCAGCGUAUCAUUUGUUUCCGCUGGCUGGAGAACGGACUGGAUGCUGAGCAGGUGGACUACUGUGCUGUGGCACUACGGCGUCAGACCACAUGCGGCCCACCGGACUUUCCAAAGGAGUGCUUGGCCUCCGACAUGGUGUUUCGUAAUGGAACCUGCACGUCCCGUACCACCACUCUGUGAGAGGGUAUUCAGUCAGAGCGUUAGAGUUUAAAGGGAUAGUGGACUCAAAUGAAAAAUUCUGUCAUUAUUUAUGUUAUGUUCAUGUUAAUCAGACCAUCAUGCUUUGGUUACCACUGACUUUUAUUGCAUGGACAAAAAACACUGAGAGGUUUCUCAAAAUAUCUUUUAUGUUACCUAGAAGAAAGCUAAACAGGUUUAGAAUGACAUGAGGGUAAAUAAUAACAAAAUUUUUAUUUUUUGGGAGAACUAUUACUUUAUUGUUUCAUUCAUUGAGACAUGAAGUGCUGUAACAAUUGGCAAAUGAUUGUAACAUUGGCUAAAAGCUCAUAGCAUUCAUUUUUAAGAAAAAUGAAAACAAAUCUGAGCAGUUGUAAGAGCAAUUACAGUAGACUUUCAUUUAUAUUAAGUUAAAAUUGUUACUGUUCCCAACAUUUCUUAUAUUUAAUAAACAUGAUAAUUCACGCAUUAUUCAUACAUUUCUUGUCUUACAUAUUCAGAUACAGUGCCUUGCAAAAGUAUUCAAACCCUUUCAUUUUUUUCACAUUUUAUGUUGCAGCCAUAUGUUAAACUGCUUUAAAUUACCUUUUUUCCACAUCAAUCCACUCUCCACACACCAUGAUGACAAAGCAAAAACAGGUUUUUAACAUCUUUGCAAAUUUAUUAAAAAUUAAAAACACUUAAAUGAUUCCAUUGCAUAAGUAUUCAUACCCUUAUCCGGAUCACUUGAAAUUUACCGCAGGAGCAUUUAUAUUGCUUGUUGAUGUUACCACACUUCAAAUUAAGUUAAUCUGUGGCAAAUUCAAUUGACGUCUUAAUAAAAGGUCUAACAGCUGAAAAUGCAUAUGGGAGCGAAAACCAAGCCCUGAGGUAAAAAAAAAAAAAAAACAG